UGUUUAGUUGCUAUUAGCUAUAAUGGUGUCUUUAAGUGUUUUGAAGAUUGAUAACGAUAAUAUAAUCCUCUAGAAAUUCACAUUACAUACACACUAGUAGGAAAAUAAAAAAUCUUAUAUUGCUGUAUACUUGUACUCGUAUUAAAUUGAUAGAAGGUAGCAAUUUUUCAACACUAAGGAGUAGCUUAAAAAAAAAAAAAAAAAACAAUUUAUCUGUAUUUUUAUCCCCCUCAAAAAAAAAUCUGUAAUAAAAAAGGUGGGUUAGAGAGAGGGAGGAGGAGAAGGUGAUGAUGAACACUGGAAGCAGCAGCGGAGGAAGAACAUUAUGGGCGUCGACGACGUCGGGAUCAGGAAAGAGAAUACAAAAGGAAUUGAAAGAGUUGGAUUGUCCUCCUCUCUCCUCAGCCGGCCCCAUCGCCUACAGCAUUAACCAUUGGCUCGCCACCUUCCUCGGCUCUCCUGGUAUUAAUUCAUUCAUUCUAAUGUUUCUAUUCCAUUUAGUGUUCUUAUAUUUCAUCCUGUCAUUUUUAGGGACUCCAUAUGAAGGCGGUAUAUUUUUCCUUGACAUUUUGUUUCCCAAUGAAUACCCUUUCAAACCUCCCAAGGUGAUGUUUAAAACAAGGAUUUAUCACUGUAAUGUUGAUUCUUCCGGCAACGUUUAUUUGGACAUUUUGAAAGAUGGCUGGAGUCCAGCCCUAACAAUCUCCCAGGUCCUACUUGCUGUUAGAUCCAUUUUUCUCACCCCUGACCCAUACAAUGCUCUGGUGCCUUCCAUUGCACACUUAUACCAGGUUGAUAGGAAAAGGCAUGAUGAACUUGCUGCUGAAUGGACGCAUCGGUUCGCAAAAUAAAAAGGAACAAUGAAUGACUAAAGAUUUGGGACAUCUUGGAAUUUACUUGCUUUGUACGUAUAUAGAAGAAGAAAUGCAUGUCCAAUAUGUUAGUUAAUUCUAGAGGUUUGUACAAUUGUAGCAACAAGCAGUCGAAGGUUUCUAUAUCAUGGGGGAAUACAUAGGUGAGUCAGUAAGGUUUGCCUAAUGUUAUAAUGUUUAAAGAAGCUUGGGCAAAUUACACAGCUGGAUUGUUGUGAAUACUGAAUCGGAGUGGCAACUUUGGUUAUAUUUGUAUUAAACAUGCUGUUACUCAUGUUUGCCUAUUUGGGUUGAACUUAGGAUGGAACAUGGAAGAGAAAUGGUUAAUUCA
Chenopodium quinoa (quinoa) is the source of this 1203-nucleotide messenger RNA. RefSeq names its product constitutive photomorphogenesis protein 10-like. Gene Ontology annotation, cellular component: nucleus. NCBI's taxonomy places the organism in Eukaryota, Viridiplantae, Streptophyta, Magnoliopsida, Caryophyllales, Amaranthaceae. The record is from RefSeq and is a predicted model, not a curated record. The transcript has 3 exons. Gene Ontology annotation, molecular function: ubiquitin conjugating enzyme activity. Bases 288 to 851 code for a protein of 187 amino acids. Gene Ontology annotation, biological process: protein polyubiquitination.